This is a messenger RNA of Rhipicephalus microplus (southern cattle tick), 1452 nucleotides long. RefSeq lists its product as uncharacterized. Lineage: Eukaryota; Metazoa; Arthropoda; Arachnida; Ixodida; Ixodidae. The record is from RefSeq and is a predicted model, not a curated record.
UUGCACCCGGCUCGAACCGACCAAUCAUGCAGUGCGACGAAUAAGAACGCCGCGCCAUUUUGCCGAGGCGUGCGUGGAGUGUUUGUGAGCUGUCGGUCGUGCAUGUAUGUUUGACUUUGGUGCUCGUGUCCGGCCCCGCUGACUGUCCGUAAACGAGCGACGUCUACACCUCCCGGCCUCUGGGUCUCGGAACAGCUACCUGUGCACGUGCGUUCCAGCGGCGGACUUCCCAUCUACUAGCAGACCUUGAAUAAAUGAUCCUUCUUACACACAACACGUGGUCUUGUCUCAUUUUGGUGUGCGUGUUUCGUCUAGGCUGCCCUUAUCUUACCCUUGACAGGAAGACGCCCGUGCACACCAAGGAAAUGAACAGCCCGAUAUCGCGACCAGUUCUCGCUGCAGGCCAAUUUGUGUAGGCAGUUCAUUCCGAGCCAGCGAUGUUGCUAGUGCUUUUGCUGGUGUUCGCGCACUUCACUUCGCAGACUGUGGUGGAUGCUCUGGGUGUACCAUACAGCCUGGUGGUGCUCGGUCAUGACGACCUGGUCAACGACAAAACGACUCGCAUUUGGGAUGCCGAUGACGGCACCUGCUUCUCAAUGCCGUUGGAGCUGAACGAGACAUUAGCAUCCGUACGACUUUUCCUCGACCCGCCCAUAGACAUCGGACUCGUGAGAGUCGUGUCAAAACCACAACCGAACGUUGUGUAUUACCUGCUCGUGGACAACAGCAAUGGAUUCCCCACGGCCGAAAAGGACGACUUAGAAGGCAACGUGUGGAUCUACGGCGGAGAGCUUUCUGCGAAGGUUCGUGGCGUCGACAUACAUAGCGUAACUGAACUGUGCGAAGUGUCCAUAUUUCGCAUCAAGGACAACGUAGACAAGAUGGAUCUGUUACCGCAAACAUCUGGACGUGCAGCAUCCUCGCGGCAGCAAGUGACCACUGGGAAGCUUUCAUGGCGGCUCAUUUUAUAUGCCACGUUGCCAGUAAUGGCCGUCGCAGCAAUACUGGCAGCAGUACUUUUCUGGAAAAGGAAAAAAGUACCCUGCCUUCGUGCGAGCUACGCGUCCGGACUGCAUCCGGCAAAGCGGCAGGGUAGACGGUCCCUGCCACUGACACCAGACGACGAAGAAGACAGUUUAGGCCACGUUCGACACCAGCGACACGGCAGCUCUUUUCCACAGCCGCAUCUCCGGCCAGCCCGAAUGGACCCAAUCACACAGGAACAAGCAUCAUCGCGGCUCGAAUCCCCGACAUCAUAUCCGACCUGGAAUUUGCCAACCACCUGCUCGAAGUGUCUCAUGAAUAUGCCACGCUGGAGCCUCCGACCUAAAGGGACCCCAGCAUCAAGAACAGAGAUGUCUGAGCUACAAGGAAAAAUAGCUACAGAUCCUUCAUUUUGUGUUACUUUACAUUAAAGUGACUUUAAAGAAAACAAGCACUAUAAUUUCACAA